UUCUUUUUAAAAGCAGCACGUGUAGACGCGGACGACUUGCGUAGCAUCGAAUAAGAUAAUUUAGCUUAGUUAAUCAAAAAUGCCGUCAGACGCAAAAAAAAGGGCGCAACAAAAGAAAAAGGAACAGGCGAGCAAUAGAAAUAAAAAACCUGUGGCCAGAGUAACCAAUGAAGAGAAUGGAUCCGCGACUAACGGAACCAGCAAAGAGGAAAGGGAACUUACAGCCGAAGAGGCAUUAUGCCUGAAAUUAGAAGCAGAAGCCAAAAUGAACUCAGAGGCGCGGUCCUGCACUGGUUCCUUGGCUGUUCAUCCUCGUUCCCGAGACAUUAAGAUAGCAAAUUUUUCCAUCACCUUCUAUGGAAGUGAACUGCUACAGGAUACUUUGCUUGAGCUUAACUGCGGCCGAAGAUAUGGUCUAGUAGGGCUCAAUGGAUGUGGCAAAUCGUCAUUGCUGUCAGUGCUGGGGCGACGCGAAGUGCCGAUACCGGAGCACAUCGACAUCUUUCACCUGACGCGAGAGAUGCCGGCCUCCGAUAAGACCGCGUUGCAAUGCGUCAUGGAAGUGGACGAGGAGCGAGUGAAGCUCGAGAAACUGGCCGAAGAGCUCGCCCAUUGCGACGACGACGAUGCGCAAGAGCAACUGAUGGAUGUGUACGAUCGCCUGGACGACCUGAGUGCGGACACGGCGGAGGCGCGCGCCGCCCACAUCCUGCACGGUCUGGGAUUCUCCAAGGCUAUGCAGCAGAAGGCCACCAAGGACUUCUCCGGAGGUUGGCGCAUGCGUAUCGCACUCGCGCGCGCGUUGUAUGUGAAGCCUCACUUACUGCUGUUGGAUGAGCCGACCAACCAUCUCGAUCUCGACGCCUGCGUGUGGCUCGAAGAAGAAUUGAAACACUACAAACGGAUCUUGGUGCUGAUCUCCCACUCCCAAGAUUUCCUCAACGGAGUGUGCACUAACAUCGUCCACAUGAGCAAGCGACGGCUCAAGUACUACACCGGCAACUACGAAGCUUUCGUCAGGACUCGCAUGGAGCUGUUGGAGAACCAGAUGAAGCAAUACAACUGGGAGCAAGACCAGAUCGCUCACAUGAAGAACUACAUUGCGCGGUUCGGUCACGGUUCAGCCAAGUUGGCCCGUCAGGCGCAAUCGAAGGAGAAGACACUGGCCAAGAUGGUCGCUCAAGGCCUCACGGAGAAAGUGAUUGACGACAAGACUCUCAACUUCUACUUCCCCUCCUGCGGUAAGGUGCCGCCGCCCGUCAUCAUGGUGCAGAACGUAUCGUUUCGUUACACGGACAACGGACCAUGGAUCUACAAGAACCUCGAGUUCGGUAUAGAUCUAGACACGCGGCUCGCCUUAGUGGGCCCCAAUGGUGCUGGCAAAUCUACACUGCUUAAGCUGCUUUAUGGAGACUUGGUGCCGUCCACGGGCAUGAUUCGGAAGAACUCCCAUCUUCGCAUCGGGCGCUACCACCAGCACCUGCACGAACUGUUAGAUCUGGAUCUGUCUCCGCUGGACUACAUGAUGAAGAUGUUCCCCGAAGUCCGCGAACGAGAAGAGAUGCGCAAGAUCAUCGGUCGCUACGGACUCACGGGCCGGCAACAGGUUUGCCCUAUGCGCCAGCUGUCGGACGGGCAGCGUUGCCGCGUGGUAUUCGCGUGGCUCGCGUGGCAGACGCCGCAUCUUCUGUUGUUUGACGAACCCACAAACCAUCUCGACAUGGAGACCAUCGACGCGCUCGCCGACGCCAUCAACGACUUCGACGGCGGCAUGGUGCUCGUCAGCCACGACUUCAGGCUCAUCAACCAGGUCGCUGAGGAGAUUUGGAUCUGCGAGAAUGGCACCGUCACAAAAUGGCAAGGCGGCAUAUUGAAAUACAAGGACCACCUGAAAUCUAAAAUCCUGAAAGAAAACGCUGACAACGCGGCGAAGAUACGCAAAUAGUUAGACGCUACUCGACCCCUCAGCAUAAGCUUCAACGCUGUUGGGCCGACUAUCUCUAUUGUACCGCACAUUGGCACUUACGACGCGGGUAUAAGGCUUUAUUUCGUUUGCAGACGCCGCUUCGCAUCCAAAGGCUACAUAUGCCAACUAAAGAAAAAAAAAUGAAACUCUCAGCUACAUGUACCGAUUCAUAACAUCACAAUAGUUGCAUUUCGAUAAACGGUUUCGAGUUCUAAGCAAGGUUUGUAUCUACAUAGUCGUCGUCUGUGUGAGUAGUUAUUGAGUAAUAGUGUAGUUAUACGAAUUCCAUCAUAAUCAAUAAGCAACGUAUUCCAAGUCUCUUUUACAACGUUAUGGAAAGGAAUUCCUAUGUAGAAUAGAUGGAAAAUUACUAAGAAUAAAUAAUUUAUCGAUGACUUGUGGAAUACAGAUUUUGACCAAAAACAUAGUAGAAGGAAACAAGUAAGUUCUCUCUAAUCAAAGUGGAUUUCCCGCUAGGAUAAGAGCACCCGUCUGGUGAAGAGAACUGCAACUUACAGAAAAGCACAGUGAAAUAACAUUACUUUUUGUGGUGUGUUUCUGUCGGUGUGCAAGGUUUCAGGACUCCAUGGGGUAGAUUGGGUUUAAAUCAGAAAGAAGAAAUUUGCUGGAGCAGCACAUUUUUCUACCAUAUCUGUGACUUCAAUGUGUACUAAUCAGAUGAACUCCAUGCGCCUUGUAUAAAAAUCGCUUUGUAUUUAAUAUUUUUAAAUUAAUAAAUUGACUGCAUGCCAGUCGUCACUCGCUUUUUCAUUAUGAUUCUUUUCGUAUUGAGUUGUUUGGCAAGUUGUUUCUAAGAAUAAC
This is a messenger RNA of Chilo suppressalis (striped riceborer), 2788 nucleotides long. NCBI's taxonomy places the organism in Eukaryota, Metazoa, Arthropoda, Insecta, Lepidoptera, Crambidae. The record is from the annotation of a GenBank genome assembly.